Messenger RNA from Zophobas morio, 1358 nucleotides. Its product is annotated as serine hydrolase-like protein. NCBI's taxonomy places the organism in Eukaryota, Metazoa, Arthropoda, Insecta, Coleoptera, Tenebrionidae. The coding region runs from base 193 to 1095 and encodes 300 amino acids. The record is from RefSeq and is a predicted model, not a curated record. Gene Ontology annotation, molecular function: hydrolase activity. The transcript has 2 exons.
UAUAAUCCUUAUCACGUAACAAUUGUACUUGUUUUCUAUAUACUAGGACAAUGAUGUUGAGUCCGCUUACAUCAAUAGCGUUUGAGCAUCAGUGUAUUCCUGACCUAUGGUAUAUGGUAUGAUUAUAACUGCGAUAUAAUUAUAUCCUACAAACUACAAAGUAAAAGGAUAGUUUUAAAGUAUUAAGGCACAAUGGAAACAAAAGUAAUAGAAGUUGAAAUUCCGGUUCCGUGGGGCCACGUUGCAGCAAAAAUAUGGGGCAACCAAAACGAUCCUCUCGUGUUAGUGAUUCACGGGAUUAUGGAUAACGCCGGCUCCUUCGAUAGAUUAAUCCCGCUUUUACCCACUUCAUUUUGCUACAUCUGCAUUGACUUGCCUGGACAUGGUAGAUCCAGCCAUUUCCCACCUUUUUUGCCAAUCUAUACAAUUAAUUACGUGAUCGUCUACAAAUUAAUAAUGCAGUAUUACAAAAGAGAAAAGUAUAUAAUACUAGGACACAGCUAUGGAGCCCAAAUUGGUUUCUUAUUUGCACGGUUGUAUCCAGAAUAUGUAGAAAAAUUAAUAAUGCUGGACACUAUACACUUCUUUCCCAUACAUGUGGGACAGUUUCAACAAAAUCUCACAGAUAAGUUUGAUUAUAUUAUCGAGUUAAAUGAGAAAAUGAAAACAAAAAGUAGACCAACUUACACAUACAAUGAAGCCCUGCAAAAAUUACAGGAUCAGAGAAGAAACGGCCAUAUAACUCGUGAAGCUGCACAAGCUUUGAUACACAGGUCAAUAACAAAAGCACCAGACGGAAAGUAUGCUUUUACUUUGGACCCAAGAAUGAACAGUUUCGUGAAUCCCAUUCACGAUUUUCGAUAUAUUAUUGAUACUUUGAAAAAAUUUCCAGUGACGUGCCCUGUGCUCAUGUUGCUGGGACGCGAUUCUGAACUGCAGCAGAUGUACAUGAAACCUGUUACAAAAUUUUUGCAAAGAUAUAGAAAUAUUCGAAUCAAACAGGUGGAUGGUACUCAUGAUGUUCAUAAUAACAAUCCAGAGAUUGUUGCACCAUAUGUAUCAAAGUUUUUACUAAUGAAGAAGGGUAAAUUAUAAAUAAAUGUAAAUCAUUUUAUGUUAGUUGUAUGUGUGUGGCGUAUGAAAUGGGUGAUAUUUCCGUCCGUGUCCUAAAACUUUUGUAUAUAGCGCUUAAGCAACAAGUCACAAGGUGGCAUAAUUUUAUUGUCAUUUUUAUAUGUAUUUUUAGUAAACACCAGUGGUUGUAAGAAUUGUAUUGGAAAAUAUACAUUUACUUAUUACGUUUAUCAGCUAACAAGUCAAAACUUGUAUGAUAUAAAAUAAAAUUUGAUUAUACACUA